Gymnodraco acuticeps is the source of this 5944-nucleotide messenger RNA. It is a transcript of the gene ippk, whose product is annotated as inositol 1,3,4,5,6-pentakisphosphate 2-kinase. The transcript is spliced from 14 exons. Gene Ontology annotation, cellular component: nucleus. The coding region runs from base 151 to 1653 and encodes 500 amino acids. Gene Ontology annotation, molecular function: ATP binding; inositol-1,3,4,5,6-pentakisphosphate 2-kinase activity. Lineage: Eukaryota; Metazoa; Chordata; Actinopteri; Perciformes; Bathydraconidae. The record is from RefSeq and is a predicted model, not a curated record. Gene Ontology annotation, biological process: inositol phosphate biosynthetic process.
UGCCGGGGCCGGGCAGUAUAAGUAAGUCUGUGGUACUUCAGAGUUAUUGCUAGCAGACUGUAGUGCCAGUUGGACAACUUGUAUGUGUCCGUGCAGUCGUGUGUAACUUUCUGGCCGUUAACGGGAGCUCUGGUUGUCGUGGUUGGUGUGAUGGAAUUGGACAAGAUGGACGAGAACGAGUGGAGGUAUCACGGCGAGGGGAACAAGAGCCUGGUGGUCUCACACGUACAGCUUUCCAUAGUUCUCCGCCUGCUCAAGUAUCCGGCCGAGGACUCAGAAAACCCACCACAGACGGUGGAGCAGGCCUUCAGGCAGGUGCAGAACAUUGUUGACUUCAGCUCCAACGUGAUGAGCUGCCUGCUGGGAGAGAAGUUCGUCCACAGCGGGGAAGUGGUCAAACUGCCACUAGAGUUUGUUCGACAGCUGUCAAUCAAAGUUCAACAUCAAAGACCAGCGUGGCGCUGUGAUAAGGUGAUGGACAUCUACAGCGGCUGUGCCCUCUGUCUGCCCAACCUGACCUCUCCAACCCUCCACCAGCCAACACACACUCCUACACUCUGCAUCGAGAUCAAGCCUAAAUGUGGUUUCCUGCCGUACUCCAAACAUGUCAGCCAAGAUAUCAAGACCAAAGUGUGCCGCUUCUGCAUGCACCAACACUACAAGGUGGCCAUGGGGACGUGGAAGAGACGCAGUCGGUACUGUCCUCUAGAUCUGUUCUCAGGGAACAGACAGAGAAUGCACUUUGCCAUCAGACAGCUGAUAGACGAGCCUCAGAACAACUUGAAAAUCUUCAAGGGGGGUCGGUGUAUAUUCAGCAGUAUGGACGGCAUUGAAGACUCGAUGGACCUGAACUCUCUGCUGCAUCAUCUCAGACCGUACUUCCAGUACGGAAACAACCGAAUCAACAGUCACAUGACCAGCAAAGCUCUCCUGACCGACUUCAUCCAGGUCGUGGUGAACGCCCUGCUGAGUGCUGGAGGAGGAGAUGGAGGCGUGGGGACGGACAGACGAGGAGAAGGACGGAGCUUCUGUGAAGCGAGUCUGUUCAACAAGGAGAGGAGUCGCCACGGCUCUCAGGGUUCACCCAGCGACAGUGUUUUGUACAGAGUUCGUCAGACGCAGAUGUUGGACACUUUGGACAUCGAAGGUCUUUACCCUCUGUACCGCCGCGUGGAGCAGCACCUGCAGGACUUCCCCAAGGAGAGAACUCGUCUUCAGAUGGACGGGCCGUACAACGAGGCCUUCCUGGAGAAGCUGCAUAAAUGUCCCAGUGAGGACGACGGCUCUCUGGAGUACGCCGUCUCCAAGGUUCAUCAGUACCGAGUUGCCAUGACAGCCAAGGACAGCCAAAUCAUGGUUGCCCUGGUGCCCAGCUGUGAGGAAGAAGAGGACGAUGAAGGUCUCCCCGGUCAGAGGCAGCACAGGGACUUCCUCUCCUCCAGACCUCCCGCCUUCUCUUACUCCGUCUCCAUCUUGGAUCUGGACCCCAAGCCGUUCGACAACAUCCCCCGCCAGCUGCGCCUGGACCAGAAUAUCGUCUCCUGCUACCUGAGGAGUAGCUGUGCCUUGCCAAAGGGCGCUCUGCCCUUGCACUCUGGCAUCUUCACUGCUGCAGAGAGGGAGGACUGCACGCUGCUCUUCCACCCCGUGUGAACACCCGAUAAAAGACAGACGACCCUGAAGACUAACUGACACUGCUGCUUCACACGGAGACGCCAUGUUGAUGCAGAGGUCUGAAAUCACUUUAGACCACGGCUGUUAAUCUGGAAAACUUUACUGCAACACUUUCUGUUUACUCAGCUCAUGUUAAGCAACGUUGUAAUCUCCAGGAAGUCACCACUAACUCACCAAACAGUUUAAGCGACUUCCGGAUAUUUCUGUUACUGAUUCUGGAGUUUUUUUCUCCAGAAACGUCUGGAUCCUGUCGGGAGGGGAAUCUGAAAUGUCUCUGUUCUGUCAUGAUUCAUAUUUAUUAGAAAACUUACAGGGGGCUUCGUUUUUUUUCUCCCACUUUGGUGACGAAGGGUUCGGAUCAGCCUCCUGACAGGGCUUUUACAGUUGUCAUGAGAACAACAUGAUAGUUUACGUUCCCCAUGGCAACAUUCUGAGAGAGAGAAAGAAGAGGAGAGUUAAAACGAUGGAGAGCAAAUCAGGUAGUUGACGUACGUAUGAUGUCAUUUCCUGAAUGUAGGCGGGGCCUCUGGUCGAGGCAGAGCCAAUAUGAAUGUCCAGGUUGAACUGUAGCAUCACAAAGUGCUGCAGGGAUGUUUUUUAGGCCAACCCAGAAGUGAACCAUUGCAUGGUUCCCUCGUCAGAAGGCCAAUAGGAUGUUUCCAUUGGCUUUUAUAUUAUUGCACAAAAUAAGCUAUGUGGUUAAAAAUGUUAAGUUCAGCAGGAUAACCUUCACAAAUGUGCACCAAUUUAUGAAUUCUUAAAGAAAAAUGCAAUCGGCAGACGUUUGCAACAAAAGCCUUAACCCUUUGUGUGAUAAAUCUACAAGUACAAACACCAUCUCCAGUCCCAUUGAGCCACUUUUUAGCAACCGCCUUUUUUAAAUGUAUUAAUAGGACGGGUAAAAUCGCCAAUAUUCACCAGUGAAGUAUGAAUUUACACAUCCAAUGUUGAUGAACAAAAAGUGUAAAUCUCUUAAACUCUUAACCACAGACCUUAUUUUGGGCAUCAGACCUAAACAUAUUCAUCAAAUCCAUUGACUUUAAGAUGAGGGAACCAGCAACUCACUUCCUGGUUUUCAGAUUCAUUACUGUUGCUCCAUGGUAACAGAAGCACUGGUUACCAUGGCUACAGCCACAGGGGAAGCGGCUGAGAGGUUUCAGUCCUGCGCUGGACUCCAUAAAAGUUUUCAGUCCAACUCCUCUCUCCGACCCCUUUUCAUUGGAGAGGUGACGCGUUAACUGGCUGUAUUGAAAACCUUCAUGAAGCCGGUGGGAGGAGGAGCGUCGCCUCACCUCCAUGUUUGUUGUUUUCCUUUGACUCCUUUUGUUGGCGGCUAGCUAAUAUGUUCUUUAAUCACGCAUUUGUGCCGCAAUGUUUUGGGAGUUGAGUGUCAUUAAAGGGUCAGUUCACCCACAUGGAAUCACAACUUGGAUGAGAUCAGUUUUAGUUGUCCAGGAGAUUUCCCCCUUUACUGCAAAAGAAUGGAGAUUAUGAUUCUCACAGCUUUUUAUGAAUCACUUAAUCCGUGUCAUUGAUAAUCUUAGGGAUGAUACUGGAGACAGUUUUUACACACUAACAUGAUUAAUCCCAAGGAAAAUAGUUUGAAUAAAACUAGAACACAGUUUCGUUUUGUGGUGAAGGCCGAAAUCUUAAUCUCAUGUGAACCUGGACAAAUAACAGAACACUGCCUGGAGAGAAGAGACAACACUCUUUAGAAGGUACACCUGUACGAUAUCAGCCCGGUUAGUCUUUGAGGUUAAACUGCUGUAUUUUUCAUGAGAGCUGCAAUGAUGAGUUUGAUACAUCCAAAAUGCAGUAAGAGCCGAUCACAUGUGGUGGUUUUCUGGUUUAUAUUUAAGUGAAUAUAUUUCAAACUUUUCCCUGAAAAACAUGGCAUUUUAAGACAUCACCUUCACAUUGUAAGAAAGUUGGAUAUUUCUCACCAUUUUCUACCAGAUGAAUAGAUAAUGGUAACAAUCAUUAGCUGUAGUCUUUUGAGUGUACAUAUUGAAUUCAUUUGGGUAAACUGACCUCUGACCUCUGACCUCCCAGCUCUUGUACUGUUCUUCAAACGAAGAUGUUUGUGUCCAGCUGCCGUUUUGACUUUAAACCUCUUUUUGUGUUUGAGAAAAAGCACAUUAUGUUUUAACUCUUGUCUAACACUCCUGUGUUUAGUUACCUGGUGAAGUAGCUUUGCGAAGGUACGGUUGCAUUACACUUCUGUGCUGCUGAUAUUUCCAUCAUCUCUUAUUCACAAUUUGAGCAGAAAAUAUAACCACAAAUGUGCUAUUUGGGUGCAGAAACCGGUCAGAAUUCACCUUUUGACCUUUUGACCUGUGGGCCAAUCAGAAACACGGAUGUAAUGUGACCGUAUGCUUGCAGAGGACGGUAAAGCUGCUGGCUAACAGUUUCCUUCACGCUGCUGCUCUGCUGGGUUUUGUGCCAUAAGUGGCUUGUUGUGCGUUCGUCCAUGUGCCUAAAUGUUCUGGUAGGACUGGAGUGUGGUGUGUGGGGGGGGGGGGGGGGGGGAUGGGAUGGUGCGACUUUGUUACAGGUUGCGUCCACACACAGCGAAACAAAUCUGUUAGUUUGUUCACACUGACAUCAGAUCAGUUCUGCUGUGGACGCAGCCGUGGACUCUCAGUACCUCAAACUCCUGACGACCCGAAACCAAGCUCAACAGGGUCGUCUGAUGUUUGCAAAAUGAUGCGUUCAGGGGCGCUGGGAGGUUUCUGAGGGCAUGUUGAUGACUUCACGGGGAGAUGAGAUUUAAGCGGCUGAGUGCUGAUGUUUGUGUUCAGAUGAUCUCGGGUCUUUUGUCUCCUGGUGAUGUCACCGCCCUCUCCAACCAGCAGCGCUCGGGGAGGCUUGAAAAUAAACUGGUAACACUUGACUUCAGUUCCUAGUUACAGGGUCCAAGCUCCAACGCCUCCAUCAGCCAAUCACACAUCUGAAACAAAUCACACUUCAAGCCUGAAACUUCAGACGGAAGAAAAACACUCCUUUUAACAUCCCUGUGACAUGGAGCAGAAAUUCAGUUGAAUCCAGACACUAAAAGGGUUUAAAACAUGUCAUUCAGAGUUGCCUUCAACACUUCUUUUUCUAGAGGCUUUGAUUUUUAACCAAUCACAUAACCCCUUAUUGUUUAACUCCUCCGAUGGUUGUCGGAGGAGUUAAAGUUGGAGAGUGGACCGCAGUGAACUGAACCAACCACUGAUCGUUCCAACUGUUGAACUGAAGAUGCAACAGGCAGCAUGACGGGAACGCAGAGGCUCAUGGGAGUUAAGAGUGAAGAGGGCGGGAUGUUUCUCGAAAUGAAACUUGAUGCUAUUUGAAUUGGAUUCAUUUUGAAACUUCAAAUAUACAACCUUUAUGCCAAAGCAUCUGAUCACAACAGAUAAUUGUUAUGAUCUUGUCAGUGUGAUUGUGAGAAAAAGGAGCCACAGUUUGUGUCUCUUACCAGCCAACGACUAGAGUGUCCCCGUUAUCAGAUUGCCAACCAUUUUCAUAAUCGAUGAAUGCAAACAAAUCUAACUCAAAUAUAGAGUUCCUAUUUUAUAUCAUAUUAAACUGAUAUAUUAUUGCUUUGUGAAAAGAAGAAAAACAUCUUAGGUUUUGAGAAACGGGGACAGAAUAGUUGUUUAAAUCUGACGUUGACCAAACAAUCUAGAAAAUAAUGAGCAAAUAUGACUGACAGUUUGGGUAGGUCAGAAUUAUUUAGUUUGAUAUAUCAGAACUUUGAGAUAAAAGGUUUUUAAUUUGUGAACUGUAAUUUCAGUUUCCGUAGCAUAAAUAUAGACGUAUGAAUUUCAGCUACCAUAUUAGUGCGCUUGAGAAGCUUCAAAUCUCUUCUGUUAUUUUGGGUUUCUUCUGUCAGGAAUAACAACACCAAGAUACCAAACAGACACAAACUGGGGCUCGAGAGCGUAGAGCUGCUAUAUUGCAGAAUAUUUUCCUUAGAUUACGGAAGAGUUUUUGAUGCAGGUGAGCUGCUGUGUGAUUGGCCGGCUGCCUCCGCCUGCUGCCUGAGCGUCGCCUGCAGACUCAUCACCGCACUGUGAUACUUACAGACUUCUAAUAACUGCGUGUGUGUGUGUGUGUGUAAAUAGCUGAGAGAAGAAAAACUAUUUGAAGAUACAAAGGCACCACGGCUGUCUUGCAUUUUGUAUUUAAAUUAUUUAUUUUUGUAGAUUUUGACCAAUGAGCUUGGCUAUUACAACUGUCACAGUCGAGCUCUUUCUAUUGAAUAAAGAUUUCUAAGGGACUAAAA